Alosa sapidissima (American shad) is the source of this 4119-nucleotide messenger RNA. RefSeq names its product TNNI3 interacting kinase (gene tnni3k). The coding region runs from base 785 to 3295 and encodes 836 amino acids. Gene Ontology annotation, molecular function: protein binding; protein kinase activity; ATP binding. The record is from RefSeq and is a predicted model, not a curated record. Gene Ontology annotation, cellular component: nucleus; cytoplasm. The transcript has 25 exons. NCBI's taxonomy places the organism in Eukaryota, Metazoa, Chordata, Actinopteri, Clupeiformes, Clupeidae. Gene Ontology annotation, biological process: protein phosphorylation; proteolysis.
ACUUUCUUUGGAGACCUCAGGAUGGUUUUCAUACAACAGCUCUAUGUGAGAUUUAGUGUUGGCCAGAAGACUUAGAUAAGGUUGCUCUGGAAUCCCUGUGAAGUACAGUGCUGCAUCUGGAAAAGCCUCAGUAUCCUUCAGCCAUACCAAGUAGAGAUUACAUUUUCCUCAGAUAACCCCCUUGAAGUAGCUUUAUAUAAUCUUUUAGAAUGCAUUUAAGCUACUUCUUUUCACUUUUGCUCCAUGAGCACAACGUAGCCUAUAUGAUAAAUACGUUGCGAGAAUGUGAAAUGUCAAUCAAGAAGAAUUUUAUUUUUUAGUCCUUAAACCCCACCACAGGAAAUGCCUUCAUAUAAUUUCUCUGCAUGCAUGUUAAACCACUAGCUGCCUAAAAAUGCCAGUGGAAUGCAAGUCCUCUGCAGCAGAGGAGAAAGUGAAAUAAAAUAUCAAGACUUGAGAGGCUUCAGUGUCAUAAAAACACCUCUUUGCUUUAAGUGACGGUUGCACAGGUUUACUGGACAAUGGGCACCUGUUGUUUAAGUGAAGCCACAGUUAGGCCUCUGUGUGUGCACUCCGUCUGUAUUAGAGGCUUGCUCCCAGAGGGGGAAUCAGCUGUCACUGUUGUCAGGCAUUCCUCUUGGAGGCGAGGUUAUUUUUAGUAGGGGCCAUGAUCCUGCCUUUAUCAGCUCCUCGCCUAUUGUGUCAUACACAGAAAGUACUGUAUGGUGUCGGCCGACCUCUCCACGAGCACAACAAAGAAAUCUAACGAAAAGGCCAGCAUCCAAUGGGGAAUUAUAAAUCAAGGCCCUCUCAAACGUGUACAGAUGAAUGGAAGAAGAAAGUCAGUGAGUCCUACUCGGUGAUAAUCGAAAGGCUGGAAGAUGAUCUGCGCAUCAAAGAGAGUGAGUUGAUGGAGCUCAAGCAUGUCUUCAGCUCUGACGAGGCCUUCCAUAAAGUGAACUUAAACUACCGCACAGAGAGCGGGCUGUCCCUUUUACACCUCAGCUGCAUGUGUGGAGGCAACAAAACGCACAUCAGGGCCCUGAUGCUGAAGGGCCUCCGGGCUUCCAGACUGACCAGAAAUGGAUUCACUGCACUGCACUUUGCUGCAUUCAAGGACAAUGCGGAACUUGUGACUGCCCUCCUCCAUGGAGGUGCAGACAUCCAGCAAGUUGGCUAUGGAGCCCUCACAGCCCUGCACAUUGCCACAAUAGCAGGGCACCAUGAGGCAGUGGAUAUUCUUCUUCAGCAUGGAGCAUACGUGAAUGUCCAGGAUGCUGUGUUCUUCACACCCCUACACAUAGCAGCAUACCACGGACACGAGCAGGUGUCUAAGUUGUUGCUGAAGUUUGGAGCUGAUGUAAAUGCCAGUGGGGAGGUUGGAGAUCGGCCUCUUCACCUGGCAGCAGCCAAGGGCUUCCUGAAUAUCGUCAAGCUGCUGAUGGAGGACGGGGGCAAGACUGAUGUGAAUGCUCAGGAUAAUGAGGACCACGUUCCUCUGCACUUCUGUGCUCGCUUUGGACACCAGGAGGUGGUGCGGUUCCUGCUUCAAGGCAACUUCCAUGCACAUCCACACUCAGUCAACAUCUAUGGGGACACUCCUAUCCACUUGGCUUGCUACAAUGGUAAGUUUGAAGUGGUGAAGGAGAUUAUUCAGCUGUCAGGAACAGAGAGCCUGUCGAAGGAGAACAUCUUCAGUGAAACUGCUUUUCACAGUGCCUGCACCUAUGGCAGAAACAUUGAGAUGGUGAAGUUCCUGAUGAGCCAAAAUGCCAUGAGCAUCAACCACCAGGGCCGCGACGGUCACACAGGUCUGCACAGUGCCUGUUACCAUGGACACAUCCGGCUGGUGCAGUUUCUGCUGGAUAGCGGGGCGGACAUGAACCUGGUGGCCUCGGACCCCAGCCGGUCCAGUGGGGAGAAGGACGAGCAGACGUGUCUCAUGUGGGCUUAUGAGAAAGGUCAUGAUGCCAUUGUCACCCUGCUGAAACACUACAAAAGGCCCCAGGAUGAUUCACCCUGCAAUGAGUACUCCCAGCCAGCAGGAGAUGGAUCUUAUGUGUCUAUUCCCUCUCCCCUGGGGAAGAUCAAAAGCAUGACUAAAGAAAAAGCCGACGUGCUCUUGCUCAGAGCCAGUCUCCCUUCCAACUUCCACCUCCAGCUGUCAGAACUGGAGUUCCAUGAAAUUAUUGGUUCAGGUUCAUUCGGAAAGGUGUACAGAGGCAAAUGCCGCAACAAAGUUGUGGCAAUAAAACGGUACAGAGCCAAUACCUAUUGCUCUAAAUCAGACACGGACAUGUUCUGCCGAGAGGUGUCCAUUCUCUGCCGCCUCAACCACCCUUGUGUCAUUCAGUUUGUGGGAGCUUGUCUCGACGACCCCAGCCAAUUUGCCAUUGUCACCCAGUACGUGUCUGGAGGUUCGCUCUUCUCCCUGCUACACGAACAGAAGAGGAUCAUUGAUCUGCAGUCCAAGCUCAUCAUAGCCAUUGACGUGGCCAAGGGCAUGGAGUACUUGCACAACCUCACACAGCCCAUCAUCCACAGAGACCUCAACAGCCACAACAUACUGCUCUAUGAGGAUGGCCAUGCUGUGGUUGCUGAUUUUGGAGAGUCCAGAUUUCUGAUGUCUGUGGAUGAGGACAAUAUGACCAAACAGCCUGGGAACCUGCGUUGGAUGGCCCCCGAGGUGUUCACCCAGUGCACACGCUACACCGUCAAGGCCGACAUGUUCAGCUACGCCCUGUGUCUGUGGGAGCUGCUCACCGGGGAGAUUCCCUUCGCCCACCUGAAGCCCGCGGCCGCAGCGGCUGACAUGGCCUACCACCACAUCAGGCCUCCCAUUGGCUACUCCAUCCCCAAGCCCAUCUCCGCCCUGCUAAUGAGAGCCUGGACAGUGUGUCCAGAGGAACGGCCUGAGUUUUCUGAGGUGGUGGCAAAGCUUGAAGAAUGUCUGUGCAAUGUGGAGCUGAUGUCCCCGGCGUCCAGUAACAGCAGCGGUUCUCUGUCUCCUUCGGCCUCCUCUGACUGCUUGUCUGCGCGUGGUGGGCCCGGACGUAGUCAUGUGGCAGCGCUGCGCUCGCGCUUCGAGCUGGAGUACGCCCUCAACGCCCGCGCAUAUGCCGUGUGGACUCAGAGCUCAGAGCGACGGUCAUCGCAGGGUCUGUCUUUGGAUGAUCUUAGGAGGAAUUUACAGCAGUUCCCACCAAUGGACAGAAAUGGUUAUGUGUCAGAUCCCAUGAGCACAAUGAGGUUUCAUUCGUGUAGCAGCAAUGGGAGCUUUGAAGACAGCAACUAACACCCCCACCUCAGCUUUCUCACUCUCUAAAUCUCACUACGUCAGUCCUGAGUGUCUGAUCAUUAUACAAUAACUAACCAUCACUGUUAACAUUUUGUAGGUUGUCAUGAAUACUGUGCUCUUCACACUUACUUUUGAAGUGGUUAUAUUGUACAUUUUUAUGUAAAUAUGUUGCUUUUUUGGUCAUUUUUGUUAGGAAGUCAUGGAUGAGAUUGUCAAAUUAUAAGUGUCAAAAUUAGGCUAUGUGUAAUCCUGUGCUUUGACAUGCAAAAUUGCAUACAGAAGUCAGAGAAAUUACAUAACAUAAUGCAUAAGGAGGGUUUAAACACUGGGUACAUCUGAUACAAAAUAAAACUUAACAGUGUUUAACGUGAAUAGCAUAUUUGAAGUUUUUGGCCUUCAAGGAAUGUCGGGUGCAAUAUACACUCACAGCAGGGUUACACCAGACACACAACUAAAGUGUUUGCGGAGUGUAUUCUGCAACAAUUAGCUUCCACUAUAAUCAAAUGGACUGGCUAUUACAGACAUGAUAAUGGGGCACAUUCGAUAAAAUUAGGCCUCUGGUGAAACAAUUUAGCAUAUUCGUACAAUCCUGCCAUUACGUUUACUGUAGCAAAAUUGUUAUACAGACUCCAGUUUAUUAUCAUCACUGUAUAACAAAGGUUUACAAGGACUAAAAAUGAAUACAUGCAGUAUUCUUCAUUCAAUAUUAAAAGUCAAAUAUAACUAGAGCUGACAAAUGCACCUGAUAUAAGAUUAUCUCCUUGUUGAGAUUCAGUGUUUUCUAAAACAUAAAAUAUAAUGUGUAAAGUGUACACCAUUAU